Messenger RNA from Gekko japonicus, 807 nucleotides. RefSeq names its product FGFR1OP N-terminal like (gene CEP20). Bases 4 to 522 code for a protein of 172 amino acids. Gene Ontology annotation, biological process: microtubule anchoring; cilium assembly. Gene Ontology annotation, cellular component: ciliary basal body; motile cilium; centrosome. The transcript has 5 exons. Gene Ontology annotation, molecular function: protein binding. The record is from RefSeq and is a predicted model, not a curated record. NCBI's taxonomy places the organism in Eukaryota, Metazoa, Chordata, Lepidosauria, Squamata, Gekkonidae.
AAGAUGGCGACCAUAACUGAGUUGAAAGCAGUUUUAAAAGAUACACUGGAGAAACGAGGGAUUCUGGGGCAAAUCAAAGCGAGGGUCCGAGCAGAGGUGUUCAAUGCGCUGGACGACCAAAGCGAACUGCGACCGCUAUUGUCCCACGAAAAUCUUCUGAUCAACGAACUGAUCCGUGAAUACUUGGAAUUCAACAAGUACAAGUAUGCUGCGUCUGUGCUAACGGCAGAAUCCGGCCAGCCAGAGGUUCCCUUGGACAGAGACUUUCUGGUGAAGGAGCUAAACAUAGUCGAAGAUCCAAGCAGCAGAUCAGUGCCGCUUCUGUACGGGAUCGUAGCCCAGCUGUUGCAGGCCGAUAAAGGAGAAAAGGCCCGCCAGACAUUCCCCAGGUCGCCGUCCCUGCAGUUUUCAAGGUGGAAUUACAGCAAGCCAGCUCACCACAGGAGCCAAAUGGCCACAGUUCCAGAGGCGGCUGGCCCAGGCCUCGAAGGUCCGUCAGCUUUACGCGGCAUGCCAAGAUGAAGGAACAAACUGCGCAGCUGGUCUUCGGUCCCUAGCUCCCCUGAUCCAGCGCUUCUUAAAUGUGUGAAGGACCCGUUUGUCCCUGUGGCGUGGCUCCGUAUGGGUAAGGACUGUUGAAGGAAAUGCCUUAUUUCUGAACAACUCCCGGCUGAGGCCGGCUCUGUGGGGCCAGGCCAAGAAUUGCCUUUGCAAACUCCAAGGACUUUGGGGAGGUAAAAUGACACGCUCGUUAGCGUGCAAACGCAAGAACCUGAGAGAUUUAUCAUCCCAGUGUUUUCUGCUGUU